Suillus subaureus is the source of this 951-nucleotide messenger RNA. RefSeq names its product MRG-domain-containing protein. NCBI's taxonomy places the organism in Eukaryota, Fungi, Basidiomycota, Agaricomycetes, Boletales, Suillaceae. Bases 1 to 951 code for a protein of 316 amino acids. Gene Ontology annotation, biological process: regulation of DNA-templated transcription; chromatin organization. The transcript is spliced from 7 exons. Gene Ontology annotation, cellular component: nucleus; NuA4 histone acetyltransferase complex; Rpd3S complex. The record is from RefSeq and is a predicted model, not a curated record.
AUGUCUUCAUCGUUCACAGUCGGCGAGCGUAUUUUAUGCUAUCACGGGCCCCUCGUCUACGAGGCUAAGAUACUAAAAGCAGAGAUGUGGGACGAAACCAACACUAAGCUCUCCACGGUUGGCCACCAUUUCUUCGUGCAUUAUAAGGGGUGGAAGCAAACGUGGGAUGAGUGGGUGCCUAUCACACGGCUGCUCAAAUUCAAUGACACGAAUGUGCAGCUGCAGAAAGCACUAAUGGCACAGGCCAGCGCGGCUGCGUCUACUUCGGGGUCGUCCUCAAAAGGGAAGGCUCAUGGCGGGGGUAUGAUAAAAGACAGUAGCUCCUCACGCGGUGGCGGGCUUGGGCGUAAGGAUGGUAGAGGAACCAAGAGAGGGAGAGAGGAGGACGACAGCAGCAAGAAGCCGGAAAUGAAACUCAAUGUCCCAGAGGUGCUGAAAGUACUGCUUGUGGAUGACUGGGAGGCGAUCACAAAGAACAGUCAGCUGGUAUCUGUACCACGAAGCCCAACAGUCGUUGAGAUCCUCCAGGAGUUCAAAGAUUAUGUGAUAGGGCUCGGGAAAAGCACAACCCUUCGUGAGCCUGAACUCGUCCUCCCAACGGUAAUUUCAGGGUUGCAAGUUUACUUUGAUCGCUCGCUCGGCGCAAACCUUCUCUACCGCUUUGAGCGUCCACAAUACGCUGAGAUCCGCAAGCAGUAUGUCACGGGCCCCAAGGUGCAAGUUGGCCAGGAGAAAGAUAUGAGCGCCAUAUACGGAGCAGAACACUUGCUCAGGAUGCUUGUGAGUCUACCACAGAUGGUCGCCAGUUCUACAAUGGACGCGGAGAGCGUCGGGCUAGUGAGGGAUUAUGUCAACGAGCUACUAACGUUUAUGAUGAAUGACCGCAGUCGGCUGUUUUUGACAGAGUAUGAAAGCUCAAGUUUGCAAUAUCAAAAUAUCUCUCGAUCGUAA